ACUUCAGACAGGCCUGGACAUGCGCUGGCUUGAGCAGGGGGACCUUGCGUGCUCCGACACCCAUGCAUACCCCACAAGACAUGCCAUCAGAGGUCUCUUCACAGUCCCCAAGUCUAGAACAGACUACGGGAGGUCCACAGUACUACAUAGAGCAAUGACUACAUGGAACUCUAUUCCACAUCAGGUAACUGAUGCAAGCAGUAGAAUCCCCAAAAAAUUUAACUGAUAAAAAAUACACCUUAUGGAACAGUGGGGACUGUGAAGCAACACAAACAUAAGCACAGACACAUGCAUACACACACAUGAUAACAUACACACUAUACACACACGUACACAUGGAUUUAGUGUUGUAGAUAUGUGCUAGUGGAGUAGGGGCCUGAGGGCACACACUUAAUGUGUUGUGAAAUCUGUUAUGAAUGUAUUGUAAUGUUUUUAAAAUUGUAUAACUACCUUAAUUUUGCCAGGCCCCAGGAAGAGUAGCUAAUGGAGAUCCACAAUAAAUACAAAUACAAGAUACAGUAGUUAAAUGGAAACGCACCCUAGCAGGCAAAUGUCAUCUAUUUUCUAUGCAAACUUUCUAAAUGUCAACAACAACAAAAAUGACUAGACAAGUUAAUGGAAACACAGUUAAUGACAAAUGUAUACAAUUUGGGGGAAAUUAUACCACCACCCAAAAGGACACUUUAGAGAGUGGAAAGGCAAAGGGGCAGAGCCCUAUCUGUGCACAUCUGUAGUAACAACCAGAGGUAAGAGUUGCCCUCAGGAUCAGCUGAUCUAGGACCCAAUUACCCUCCACAAAUCAUAACCUGAGGAGGAAACCAAAAAUGAUCUUAGAUCAGUGUCUAAGGACAAGUUUCUCCUAUUCACCAUAGCACUGCUUCACCUGCCAUACACUGAAGAUGCACCUGUCAGACGAAAUAGACAGACUAGAUGGGGAGGGAGGGAGGGUGGAGUCUAUUCUCUUGUGAUAACUGUACAUGCUAGUGGUUCUACCUGUUACACCUGCUCUGACAUCAACUUCCCCCCUCCGCCUCUCCCGUGUGUCAGCUGAGCCACAGGAGGAAUCGUCAGUAGCAGGGAUCGUCUCUCUGUCUGUCCAUAGACAAACUGCCCCCAUCUACAGAUAAAGAAAGAGGAGUGUCAGUGUUAGCCUAGCUCUAACCUGUUCUCUCUCUUUCUCCUUCAUUUUCACCUCUGUUACACUGUCUCACUACGUUGGCGCCUUGGGAGACAAGAGGCGCUUGUCUCUGCUGUUCUCUCUUUUUUUUCUCUCGUUCCCCCUCUCCUGGGACCUAAUGCAGUAGCACUCCUAUACCAGGCGGAGGAGGAACCCACCAGGGCACAACAACGGCACAGUAUGGGUGACGAAAGCUACAACUUUAUCUUCAAAGUGGUUCUGAUUGGUGAGUCUGGUGUUGGGAAAAGCAACCUGCUGUCUCGCUUCACCCAGAAUGAGUUUAACCACGACAGCCGCACCACCAUCGGAGUGGAGUUCAGCACCCGCACUGUUCAGCUGGAUAACGUCGCCAUCAAGGCUCAGAUCUGGGACACGGCAGGGCUGGAGAGAUACAGAGCCAACACCUCCGCGUACUACAGAGGGGCGGUGGGGGCUCUGCUGGUGUAUGACAUCACCAAGCACCUAACCUAUGAGAGUGUGGAGCGUUGGCUGAAGGAGCUGUACGACCACACUGAGCCCCACAUGGUGGUCAUGCUGGUGGGCAACAAGUGUGAUCUGGAUACCCUGAGGACCGUGCCCACCGAGGAGGCCAAGGACUUCACAGAAAAGAAUGGCCUCUUGUUUAUGGAGACGUCAGCUCUGGAUUCUACCAACGUUGAAGCUGCUUUCCAGGAAGUUCUCACAGCGAUCCACAAGAAGGUGGCCAGUCGAGAGGUGCCCAGCGUGUCCAUCACUGCCGUGACCCUGUCCAGUACUAUUGGACCAGCUAGCGACACCCAGGAGAAACGCAGUACCUGCUGCAAGAACCUCUGACCAGUUCUGACUGGUUCUGACCAGGUUUGACCUGUUCUAACCGAUUAUCUUCAGUUCUACACAGAAUCGUCCUACUCUGCCCUCUGUCAGGUUAAAGGGAAUAGUGUAUAGGACUGUCCAAACCAAAGACCAGGCAAGUCAAAUCAAGUCACAUUUAAUUUACAGUUCAUUUCACAAUUCUCAACAAGACAGAUUUAAGAGACAUGCCACAUUUAUGUACAGUUGAUCAAUAUUGACACUAUUGGUGCUACCGUCAUUCUCCCUGCUUGGCUAAAUGUUGCUGACCACAACAUAUUUGGGUGGAUUCUUUUCUUCUUCUGUAUGCUCGUUUUUAAACUUUAGCAGUUAUUAUACAGCAAAUACAUCUUGAUUUGGUAUAUUCGAAAGGAGGAACUACAUUAUUUUGGUAUAUACAUCAUGUUAGGUUGACCGCAUAAAAAAAAUCGCAAAUGCGGGAUAGCGGUAUGAUUUGCGCGAUAUUCGAGUGACAAUGUAGCCUACACACACACACACACACACACACACACACAAAUCCCCCUCCCGCUGCACCAACAGAGCUAAUUGCAUAGCAUAGUCUUUUGCCUCGCGCAAAAUUUGGUGAUACAGAAACGAGAGACCACUUUUGUGGCUGUUUUAUGAAAAUCUGCAAAUAUUUGGCCAAGAAAACGUUUCUUGUUGGUCUCAGGGAAUGUAAAACAGUUAGGAUGGGAGACUUAAAACGGGAUUGAGUGAAGUAGCAGCAAAUAUCUUGAAUGAGCAACUAAUGAGCAUCACAAGUUUGAAGAAAUUAGCUCAGCCUAUAUCUUUCAGUCUAAUACAUAUUUUUACUUAGUUUUGUAGGUCUUCGUUAGAAGCACACAUAUUGUAAGUAGUAACUGUCCUCUCCAAGUAACUAGAAUUUAGCCCGAAAAGAUUUGACAAAUGUGAUUGGUUGACGAUAUGACAUUGGCCUAAAUCUCGUUCAUAAACGCAACGUGACUGCAAAAGAGACGGGUUGGAAUCAAUUCGUAUCAAAUUAAUAGGACGUCUGAGUGAAAUACGGUGACAAAUCUACCUUUAGUAAAUUAGUGGGGUUUUAAUUUGUUGAUAAAAUGCGGGACAUGAUUGUUUGUGGGAAGUGGGACAAAAUGCCAAAAUGUGGGACUGUUCCGCACAAUCCGGGACAUGUGGUCAACAAUUAUGCGCAUGUGUGGUUUGUUACCAAGAUGAAAAAACGGUAUGAGGUUUUGCGUUGACAAAAUGGGAACACUUGUAAAGGUUAAUGACAAGUAUAUUUGGCUCGGAGACUUGGUGAAGACCAAGUAGAAAGAUUCAUGAAUUUGAAAUAUUGAAGUAACUAUGCACUGUAUGUAACAUUUUGUAAUAGACAUGUAUUUUACAACCAACUUGUCAUGACUCUUUUUAAUUGAAGAUUUCUUACAUGCUGACUAGACCAGGCGCCGCCUGCGUCCGCGCACAUGUGGAUUUUGUCCACCCACACCAAACCGAUCAGGACACGCAGGUUGAAAUAUCAAAACGAACUCUGAACCAACUAUAUUAAUUUGGGGGACAGGUCGAAAAGUAUUAAACAUUUAUGGAAAUUUAGCUAGCUAGCUUACUGUUGCAGGCUAAUUUGUCCUAUUUAGCUAGCUUACUGUUGCAGGCUAAUUUGUCCUGGGAUAUAAACAUUGGGUUGUUAUUUUACCUGAAAUGUACAAGGUCCUCUACUCCGACAAUGAAUCCACAGAUAAAAGGGUAAACAGAGUUAGUUUCUAGUAAUCUCUCCUCCUUCAGGCUUCUUCUUCUUCUUUGGACUUUAUAUGGCGGUUGGUAAUCAACUUUAAGGUGCAUUACCACCACUAACUGGACUGGAGUGUGGACCUCAAUUAAUCUUUCAAUCACCCACAUGGGUAUAUGCUCCUAAAAACCAACGAGGAGAUGGGAGAGGCGGGACUUGCAGUGCCUCAAGCUUCACAAAUAAAACCAAGUUCUAUUUUAACGCCUGGCUACGCAGACACUCAUUGAUGCGAGCGAGCAGUGUGUGUGCAAUGAUUGAAUAACAUGUAUGUGUACAUUUAUUUUGUGACGCAGGCUGUGUGGUCUGCAUGUUAGAGAUUGCUGAGUACUCUGUCAUUCACUCUCACUAUUAUCCUCCAGAGGGCAGUGCUAUUUAAAAUACAUCUACGGUGGUACGAGGACUCAACAAAGUGGUGUCUCCAUAGGUCUACAUUUGAUAUGUAAUUCCUUAUCACACAUAUUUCCUUCAGUAUUUUAUGAAU
Molecule: messenger RNA, 4248 nt
Organism: Salvelinus fontinalis (brook trout)
Lineage: Eukaryota; Metazoa; Chordata; Actinopteri; Salmoniformes; Salmonidae
Product: ras-related protein Rab-25-like
Exons: 5
Coding region: 1358-1990 (210 amino acids)
Biological process (GO): exocytosis
Cellular component (GO): recycling endosome
Molecular function (GO): GTP binding; GTPase activity
Source: RefSeq, a predicted model, not a curated record